CUGAGCUUAUAUUUUAUAGAUUUAAUAUAAAAGUGGAAUUAAUAAUGUGUAAAAAGUCUUUUCCAGUAGCUCGGAUCAGGGGGUUCGGAUCGCCAUGCCCGUUGCCCAAUAAAGUGACAGAAGUUUCGUGCGGAUUGGUCGUGGUGUUCCUUCUGGUUAACGAUAUGGUCGGCUUACGGUUGAUCGACUGGUAUCUUUUGGUCGACAACAGUGACAUUGAGGUCGCUUGCUGAUAAUGUAUCUUUAGCCUCAACAAAAAAACGCAAUGUCUACUCUCCACUUAUUCUACCUCAUUCUACAAGUUUUGACCGUCCCGACCAUCCUCAAGGCAUCAGAAGAUCUUCUGGACCAAUACGUCAAACAUGUCCAACUAGUCAACGGGUUCGAAGAACCCAACAAUCGAACAAAACGAGAUGUUUCGUCCGAUAUACUUUGGACUCAUUCAAUGGCAUUAGACAAAAACGAAUUAAUCACUUUGAAAUGGCAACCUAGACAUCAAGAGAUAUUAUUCAGAGUUGAGGCCAGGACUUUGGGUUAUGUUGGAUUAGGUUUUAGUCCUAAUGGAGGUAUGGAAGGUGCUGACAUUGUAUUAGGAUGGGUCGAUGAUAAAUUAAACAAGCCAAUUUUAUUGGAUUGUCACGGUGUAUCGAAAAGUCAAGGAAGCGCCCCAGUACGUGACACAAUCGACAAUUACACCCUAAUGCGAGGCGAACAAAAUGCAACUCACACAAUUAUCGAAUUCAGACGAGUUCUGGAUACGUGCGAUCCAGAUGAUUACAUUUUAACGGGCGACACUGUAAGAGUAAUAUGGGCAAUGCAUGACCAUGAUCCAAAAUUCGAAGGCGAAAUGGUUUAUCAUGCCGAAAAACGCGGUGUGCAAAGUUUGCAUUUGCUGGGACCGCCUCCGGUUAUGGAAAUCAGCGGCGAUUUUACCAGAAAUUGGGAUGUCGAGUUGAAAAAUUUCCAAAUCCCUAACAACAUGGACACAGUCUACUGGUGCAAAGUGUUCAAAGCUCCAACGUUCAACGAAAAACGCCACAUCACCGGAUUCGAACCGAUCAUAGGUAAAAACCACGAAGCAAUGCUCCAUCACAUGAUAAUGCACGAGUGCGAAUUGGACGAUAACUCUAAUAUGGCCAAAUGGGACAUGUUUGCCAAAGACGAAGGUAGAUUGUGCUACAGCAACAUGCCUUUGGAAUGGGAAAAGUGUCUUACUCCUUUGAUUGCUUGGGCGAUUGGAUCUAAAGGUGAAAACUUUCCAAAUCACGUAGGUUUACCUUUGGCACGCAAGAAAAAUUCUUAUUACAUGUUAGAGGUGCAUUUUGACAAUCCGCAAAUGAGAUCCGCAGUCGACACGUCAGGAUUAAGGUUGCAUUACACAAAUAAACUGAGAGAUAACGAAGGCGGAAUUCUUAUUACCGGCGUUGCUCCAUCAACUUUGCAUUUUAUACCACCUUAUCAAAAAGAGUACAAAACUGCUGGAUAUUGUAGUCUUGGAUGUACGAAAGAAGUUUUUCCUAAAGACGGUAUCAACGUGAUUUCGGUAAUGUUACACUCUCAUUUGGCUGGAAGAAAACUAAAACUACGUCACAUCAGAAGUGGAAGAGAGCUACAGCCGCUGGCACAGGACGAUCAUUAUGAUUUCAACUACCAACAAUCCCGCUCCUUAUCUCAAGACACUACAAUUCUUCCAGGAGAUGGUUUAAUUACUGAAUGCACUUAUUCAACUGUAGAACGCAACAGACCCACUCUAGGUGGUUACUCAACAAGAGAAGAAAUGUGUUUGUCGUUUGUAAUGUACUAUCCCAGAACUGAUUUGGCUGGUUGUUACUCUAUACCACCUGUGAAGUAUUUUUUUGAAAAUUUAGGCGUUAAAGAGUUUUAUGGGAGGAAUAUGAGUGAAGUUGAAAGGGCUUUACUUGAGGGAAAAAUUGAAUCUGAUAAUGUACCUUCAAGUACUCAAAAGCCAUUUAUAAUUCAGCCAGGAGAUGAAAUGUCGCCUGAGGCUAAUUUGAAAGCUAUAAUGGCCCUUAGAAGUGCUAAAGAGUAUACCAUUGAAGGGGAAACUAUUGAGAAUAGUGUUUUUGAAAAGCUUAUUAUUAAAGAGCCUCAAGAAUUCAGAAACAAGUCAUUCAUGUCGCAUUUGCAAAACAUUCCAUACAACGAAACAAUUCUAACGAAAAAAAUGGAAGAAUAUUUCUAUAACGGAUUGCAUAUGACGUUUUGUAGGAAAAGAGACGAUACCUUGGCUAUUAAAGAAAAUAUUGAAAGGCUUCCGUCCUUUCAACAAUACGAGGAUAAAGAAAACAUUCAAUGCAGCUAUAAAGCGAAAAGGGAUUACACUAGCGGCACGUCGAAAUCCUAUUUCGGAAAAAAACUGUUUUUUGUUUAUUUUUGUUUAUUUUUUAAAUAUUUUGUAUAGGAUUUAUCCCAGUGCAUAUAGACUAUUUUUAUUUAUUGUCCCUUUUGUAUAUAUAUUUUUUUAUUUUUUGUUUUUUUUUACACCUAAUUUGUGAAAUUAGAUAUUAUGUUAGUGUUAUGUAUUAUAUUUAUUUAUUUUCUUUUUCUGUAAAUAGUCGCUAUAGUUUUCUUUACCAAAAAUUUUUUAGGUAUAAGUUUAGAUUAUAAGGUGUUUGAAGCUGUGAACUUUUAACUAUAGGUCAACGUUUGUGAAGUUUUAGGUAAAAUUAGUAACUUCAAAAUAGGUCAGACUAUAGACUUACAGGUCAUGUAUAAUGUGGGCCUAUAAAAUUUAGGUAUUAUAAUAGAUAUUUCGAAUUUUUUAUAAUAAUUAGGUAUGAAGGUAAAGUACAUUAAAAUUUUAGAACAAAGGAAAAAUAUCAUAAAUAAUUAAUAUGUAGUUAAUUAUUUGAAACACUCAACUGUGACUUAGCAGUAUAAUUAUAAUUUGAAAUCAUAAGCAAAGUAAGUACCUAACUUAUUUUACUCAGGAUUUGUAUAAAUACUUUACAAUAAAGUGCUGAA
This is a messenger RNA of Ceutorhynchus assimilis (cabbage seed weevil), 2985 nucleotides long. The record is from the annotation of a GenBank genome assembly. Lineage: Eukaryota; Metazoa; Arthropoda; Insecta; Coleoptera; Curculionidae.